Prorocentrum cordatum is the source of this 5058-nucleotide messenger RNA. The record is from the annotation of a GenBank genome assembly. NCBI's taxonomy places the organism in Eukaryota, Dinophyceae, Prorocentrales, Prorocentraceae.
AUGGCCGACUCCGACAAUCAGAAUGGCGCCGUCAGGAGGUUCUCGGGUGACAAGCCCACCGAGUACAAGGCGUGGAGGAAGUGGGCGAGAGCAUGGAUCAAGUCCAAGAAUAACAAUGAGGAUGCUCGAGGCUCAGCACUGGUCACUCUCCUGACGGGGGCGGCCUUCAGGGCCAUCGAGGACGUCGAGGACGACCUCAUCGAGCAGGCUGGCGGAGAUGAUGUGAUCUUCGCCAUCCUUGACGACAAGUACCCCGACCUCCCAGCCACAGACCGGCUGGGCGAGGUGAUGCGUGCCUGUCCGAGGCUCAAGACCCACAAGCAUGAAGAGGCCAACGCAUACACUGCCCGAGCCAGGGCCAUCUUCGCUGAUGCCGAGCGCAAAGGUAUUGUCUUGCCAGAGAUCGCGCGCGGCAUCAUGCUUCUCGAGGGUUGCCACCUGGACUCCGAGAAGGAGGCGGUCGUCAUGGCCGCAGCCCACAGCUCCUGGCGGGAGCCCGACGUCGCUAGAGCUCUGAGGACCACGUAUCGGGCAGGCCUUGGGAAGAUGGCCAUGGGCGGUCAGAGUCACUACAAGGCCUUCGUGGCUGAGCAGGAGCUCGACGGCGACGAGACUAUCGAGGAUGACGACGGCGACCCGGAGUGCGACGCACUUUUGGCCGACCACGGAGCACAUGAUGAUGCCGACCCACCUGUUGAUGAGCGGGAUCUCAUCGACGCCUUGAUCUCAUGGACGGAGCAGCGGAAGCUACACGGGAAGGUCAAGUUGGGUCGAGGUUUCGUGAAACCGAACCUAGAGGCGUAUCGUCCAACAGAAAGGUGCCACAGUUGUAAAAAGAUCGGCCACUUUCAGAAGGACUGCAAGGGGCCUCGCAAAUCCACGGCAGGCCAUGCGAUCCUUGACCUCGGAUGCGCCAAGGGCAUGGUGGGCGCGGAGACCUUCGAGCAGCACUGCCGACGACUCCGACGGGAUCAUGGACUACAGCCAGUGCGUCUACCCGAUGCCCCGCAGGUAUCUCUUCGCUUCGGCAACGAUGGCAGCCAGUCGUCAGUGGGCGAGGUGCUACUGCCGAGUGGGAUCCUGGGCAGGAACGCGGUCACGAAGUGGUCUUUGGUGCCAGGUUCGGCGCCUUUCCUCGUGUCCAAGCAGCAGAUCAAGGCCAUGAAGUCCCAGAUUAACACCACCAGGGACACAGCUACCACUGCCGAUCUGCCGGAGUGUACACUUCCCACAGGUGCUGGCGGCCACUACGUUCUUUCCCUGACCGAGUUUGACCCCAAGGGUUUCCGUGACAACCUGGACCCGAUGAUCAGCGACCCCGAGGUCACUAUCUACAUGGCGGUCGCCGCUACGGAGAAGCAGCCAAACGUGAUCCCCGCUCCCGAGGGGUCGGCAGGCGACAUCGAGGACAUGACCAUGUGCGACAGGGCUGGAGGUCCACCACCUACACUUCCAAGGGAAGCUGAGGAUGCUGCUCGCAUCAUUCUCGGCGACAACCAUGACCGGUGCCUGGCGACGAUAGCACCAGCGGAUCUCGACCUUAUGCCAGCUGACCGGCAGGAGCGUAUCGAGCCCCGUGUCGAGUCUACUGCCGAUGCUGAGGAUGACGCUGGUAUCUCCGAGGACCUGAUCGACGAGCUCGCGGAGGCCUAUCCUCCAUCGGGUGAUGCCACUGGCGAGCUCACCCGCCGACAGCGACGACGAUUGGCGAAGGACAUCACCACGGUCACCGCGCAGCUGCGGCGCGCGGGACUCUUCGAGUUGUUCAGCCCUGAGCGAGUGGGUCCGAAGGCCGAGCUCAAGGGUCUGGGCCCAGCAAAGGCCCUGGACCUGACCACCGGCUGGGACCUCCUGCGCGCAGGAUACUCCCGGAUAUCAGCGAGCGACGUUUGGCAAGCGCUCGGCUCCUACUUCGACUGUGCGUUCAGGCGCCAGGACCGGGUGCAUGAGGCAGUUGGCCACGGUUGUCAAUAUGGUUAUCACGACGCGAUCAGUGGCAAGCCCUAUCGCAAGGUGGAGGUCGAGGAGUCGCUGCAGGCGAGGGCCGUGCUCUGGCAGGGUUUGGUCGAGGUCCACGCCCACGAAUCUCUCAUGGCGGAGGUGUUUGCCGCGCCCAAGAGGCGCAAGAAGGCUGAUCAGGACGUGGAGGAGCCGCCAGAGUCCCAAGCUGAAGCUCGAGAUCGACGACGGAAGCUGGAGACGGCGGUCCGCAAGAUCCAUGUCAAUCUUGGCCAUCCUGCAGCUGGGGACCUGAUCCGCAUCCUCAAGCAUGGUAACGCGACUGAGGAGGCCAUCGCCAUCGCGCGGGAUUUCAAGCGCGACGUAUGUGAACAGAACCGAGCUCCCAAGUUGCCACGGCCAGCGACGGUUCCCAGAGACAUUCAGGUGUUGUCCGAGGUAGGCUUCGACGUCAAGGAGCUGCCGUACUACAUCUCUGAGAAGACUUGGGCCGCUCUGAACGUCGUGGACGGUGCCAGCUCUCUCCAACAGAUGAUGCCGCUGGCAGGUAAUGAGGAGAACGGUGAGACUCUCAGGAAGGCCUGGGACGUGGGCUGGCGAAGGCCGCACGGAGCACCGGUCAGGGCCAAAUGUGACUCGGCCCGGGCCAAUACCGGUGCCAUCAUGUCCGAGGUGCUGGAGUGCGACGGAGAGGAUUUCGACGUCAUUCCAGGAGAAGCUCACUGGUUACUCGGAAAGGCUGAAAGACAUGGCUCGUGGUUCGCCAACAUACUGAGCAAGGUGAUCGAGACAGUCCAGCCGAAGAACCAUCAGGAGUGGGAGCAAUGCGUCAGUACAGUCUGUGAUCAGAAGAACCGCCUCUUGAGGAAGCAUGGGCACAAUCCAUGCCAACAUGUGUUCGGACGUGAUCCUCCUCUCCCGGCCGACCUUCUCAAGGAUUCACCUGCCAUCGUUGCGAACGGCUUGGCACUGCGCAGCGACGUCUACCAGCGGGCCACGGCUGUUCGGACUGCCGCCCGCAUGGCUGUCCUGAUGUACAGUGACGAUGAGGCCAUGAGAACAGCUCUGGACGCUCGACCUCGCCCCCUCCGAGAGUUUCGAGCAGGUGAUCGGGUAGCCUACUGGCGGCGAGGUCGAGGCAAGGGCCGGCAGAAUGACGGCAAGAAUAAUGCACGUUGGCAUGGGAGGGCUACAGUCCUUGGCGAGGAAAAUGGUCACUACUGGUUAUCACACGCAGGUGCCCUGAUUCGAGCAGCUCCCGAACGCCUUCGACAUUCUACCCGCGAGGAGGAGUGGGCAGACUGGCAUGUGCGUCAAGAGUUCAGGGCUGCCCAAGAGAAGUUCAAUGGAAAGCAAGGCAACCCGGUCUACGUGGAUCUGCCUGCUGAGAAUCAAGGACAGGCGCCGGCUCCAUCUGGCGACGGUCGUAUCAUCGUGGUGCCGGCGCCUCUGCCUGUCGGUCCUGAGCCUGCUCUACCUCCCGGGCCCGCUCUAUCUGAGGACCGACCCCAGCCUGACGCUGGAUCGACUGACAAUGUGUUGGCUCCAGCUCCUGGGGACACCGGCCUCGAGGUGGACCAAGCCGCCAAGAGAAAGAUCGACGAGCUGCAGGAUCCGAGCCUAGUCGCCCGACGCGUGUUCGACAUCGAGGGUAAGCCCUUGAAACGCCUGAGGGAGAAGACAGCAGUCCCGACUGAGGGUCUCACAUCAUCGGCGACAUCUGGUCAAGCUAUCACCAUUGCUGUGCAGCCUGCCGUCGAGGAACCUCCGACUCGGCCAGCUGAUGCUCGGCAGGCGCUCCUGGACUCCGAUCCAGAGCACGACGAGCUAGUGGCAGAGGCUGAGACGGAGGAUCAGGACGUGAUCAUCCCUGCUGAUGUCUGCCUGACCUCCAUGGCGCGCACCGGCGAGCCCUGCUACGAGGCAUUGCUGGCGAAGGGCCGCAAGGGGAUCACCGAGAAGCUCCGCCCCGACCUCAUCGAGGAGAUCCUGAACGCCAAGAUGACAGAGUGGCAGACCGUGGACCAGGAGAAGCAUGCCGUACGUGUGUGCAGCUUGAAGGAGUCAGGUGAGAUCAAGCGUACCCGACCCGAUCGGCUCGUUGACACACGUUUCGUCCUGACCAUCAAGCACGACCCCGACGGCAAGGAAAUGGUAAAGGCCCGCUGGGUUGCCAGAGGUUUCAAGGACCCGGACGCUCUCAAGCUCGUCUACUGGAACCAGACGGCCGCACCUACGGUAUCGCAGAACGCUCGCAUGCUGACACUUCAGCUGGCUGCAUCACAUCAAUGGCGACUUGAGAUCGGAGACAUCCGGGGCGCAUUCAAGGAGAGCGACCCACUACAACGACCAGAUGGACCACUCUACGCGAAGCAGCCACCUGGCGGCCUUCCUGGUCUUCAUCCUGAUCAGGUGGUGGAGCUUGUGAUACCUCUGUAUGGCUUGGAUGACGCUCCUUGCCGCUGGUACUCGAAGAUAUCAGGUUGGCUUACAGAUCAGACGGCUCACGAGUGCAGACCGUGGACGAAGUCACGCUUGGACCCCUGCCUCUUUCUCCUUCGCGAUGCUCAGUGUAAGCUUUGUGGUAUUAUUGUGGUCCAUGUUGACGAUGUGUUGAUCGCGGGUGAAGAUGAUUAUUUUCAUGAGGCGGUGCGGAGAUUGAAGGGGAAAUUCCCUUUCCGAAAGUGGGCUGUCGGUGAGGGUGAGUACUGUGGCAGUGUUCUCCACCAGGAUCCGAAGACGUUUGACAUCUCCAUCCGCCAGACCACGCCUUACCAGGAGCUCAAGCCAGUGACAGCCCUCUACGGGGACUUUGACAUCAAGACGCGUGAGCGCUGGCUAGGUCGACAUCCCUGCCUCGCAGUGACCGACUGCAAGAGCGUGUAUGACCACAUCACUGGCGCUUCAUCGCCAUCCACAGUCGGAGAUCGCAGAGUUGCCGUGGACAUGCUGGCGGACGGGUUGACGAAAGACACUGCUGAGACUUGUGACUUGCUCAGGGGUGUCAUCAGGACCGGAUGCUGCCAGAUCUCCGAGGAGAGCCUCAUGCUGCAGUUGGCCGAGACGGAGCGGGAGCAGAGGAAGGUCAUCGAGAAGUGA